AAGGCUAGAAGCAAUGGCUUUGUGGGCGACUCUCACCCUGGCGAUGGCCUGCCUGGUGGUGGCCCAUGCCAAAACGCUCGGCGUAGUUCACACCGAAGGGGGAUUUGUUGAAGGAACCAAUAAGAAGAUUGGGGUUGUCUUCCCCGAUUACAUUGAUAUUUUCAAAGGGAUCCCUUUCGCUGCUCCUCCCAAGCCCUUCGAAAAAGCUGAGAAGCACCCGGGAUGGUCAGGUACCCUACAGGCUAAAGACUACAAGCCGCGCUGUUUGCAAGCCACCAUCACCCAAGACAAUGUCUUCGGAAGCCUAGAUUGUCUCUAUCUGAACGUCUGGGUGCCUCAGACCCGCUCUCAAGUGUCCACAAAUCUCCCCGUUAUGGUAUGGAUCUUCGGAGGGGGGUUUUUACUUGGCAGCGGUCAAGGAGCCAACUUCCUGAGCAACUACCUGUACGACGGGGAAGAAGUUGCCAUGCGCGGCAAGGUCAUUGUAGUGACCUUCAACUACCGCGUGGGACCCUUGGGAUUUCUCAGCACUGGCGACUCUAAUGCUCCUGGUAACUAUGGGCUGUGGGAUCAGCAUAUGGCCAUCGCCUGGGUGAAGAGGAACAUUGCAGCAUUUGGCGGGGACCCGAACAACAUCACCCUGUUUGGAGAGUCAGCUGGAGGUGCUAGCGUUUCACUCCAGACACUGACCCCGUACAACGUGGGACUGAUUAAGCGGGCCAUCAGUCAGAGUGGCGUGGGCCUGUGCCCCUGGGCCAUUCAGCGGGACCCUCUCACUUGGGCCAAAUCGCUUGCGUCAAAGCUCGGGUGCCCUGUGAAUAAUACCAAAGAGCUGGCAGAUUGCUUGCGAAACACAGACCCAGGCGCCCUCACUAUAGCCUAUCAGCUGCAACUGUUUAACCUUGAAUAUCCUUUAGUCCAUUACUUGGCCUACUCCCCGGUCAUAGAUGGAGACUUCAUCCCUGAUGAACCCAGGAACCUAUUCUCCAACGCAGCGGGGGUCGACUACAUAGCGGGGGUAAACAACAUGGAUGGACAUCUUUUUGCCGGCGUCGAUUUGCCUGCUAUAAACCAGCCUCUCCACAAAAUCAGCACCGAACAGGUCCAGAAAGUGGUGCGGGGCUUAACCCUAGCCAAAGGGGUGCCGGCACUCGAUAUUGCGUACGAUCUUUACACAGCCGGCUGGGGGACCAAUCCCAGUCAAGAAGACAUGAAGAGGACGGUCGUGGAAGUGGAAACAGACUAUAUCUUCCUGGUGGCUACUCAGGAGGCUCUGGCGCUACACUACCAGAAUGCCAAGGGCGCCAAGACAUACAGCUAUAUGUUCAGCCACCCAAGCCGUAUGCCCGUUUACCCCAGCUGGAUGGGGGCUGACCACGCCGAAGAUCUGCAGUUUAUGUUUGGCAAACCGUUCUCCACCCCGCUGGCUUACAGACCCAGAGACAGAGAUGUGGCCCAGUACAUGAUUGCAUAUUGGACCAACUUUGCGGCGACUGGAGACCCCAGUAAAGGCGAAUCCAGCAUUCCUACCCCCUGGCUAGCCUACUCAACUGAGAAUGGCCAAUACCUGGAAAUCAACCACAAGAUAAACUACCAGUCCAUGAAGCAGAGCUUGCGUUCUCCCUACGUCAGAUUCUGGGCACAAACGUUUAUAAAUUUGCCAAAUGCAUAACAGGUUCAAAUGACUGCUUAUUAAACAAUUUAUUUUUGCAGCUUUA
Messenger RNA from Xenopus tropicalis (tropical clawed frog), 1718 nucleotides. It is a transcript of the gene cel.2, whose product is annotated as carboxyl ester lipase, gene 2. The transcript has 11 exons. Lineage: Eukaryota; Metazoa; Chordata; Amphibia; Anura; Pipidae. Bases 14 to 1672 code for a protein of 552 amino acids. The record is from RefSeq and is marked provisional.